GUUAGGCUUGUAUCUUAUUCUUGUGUCUCAUCGUGACAAACUUUGCGGUUGCUCGUAACCUGGACUCACUGGACUCAGGCUGCAUGACCACUGCCACUCACAAUUUGAAAGACAGCAGCGAAACCGCUUUGCAUUCUCACAACAAGCAAGCUAGCUACCUCUAGCGAACUAAUAGCAACCAUGACAUCUCCUACUACUAGUAGCUUAUCAAGACAACACUCUGAUGAAGAGGAAGCAACGCUGCCCCUUCCUACAAGACGGGAAGAAGAAGAGGACAAGUCGGGGUCGUCCAGUAAGAUUGGAUGGAAGGGAAUGAUUGUGUUGGCGGCUGUGUCUGUUGGUGUUUUUAUCGGUGUUUCUACUUUCACUACAGUUGGUACCAGUAGUGCGAGCCAUGAGGUUAAGUUCGCUGCUGCUCCUCGCAAUCUCGUAUGUCUGGAUGAAGCAGUGGAUUCUACAAAGCAACUUCACUUUGGUCUUCACCAUUUGCAUCAGUCAUCUCUGGAAGAUGGGAGAAAGCUGCGAUUGUCCAGUUACCAAGCGCCUGAUGUGGGCGGUGGAAUCACCAACAACUUUGGAGUCGGUGGAAAUCAACGUGACAUUCCUGCUAGUACAGCCAGUCCGGCACCCAGUGAGAGUUUCGCUCCCACCGUGAGUAUGUCUCCUAGCUUUGUCCCUAGUUUGGCGCCAUCUGGUGCGACACGUCAAGCGCAAUUGAGUAAUCCACCGUCCGUCAGUGCUCAACCUAGUGCAUCGCCCAGUGCGACUCCCAGUACAUCGCCUAGCGCCAGUCCCAGUGCUUCCCCCUCUACCAGUCCUUCUAUCAGCAACGCUCCGUCCGCCCCCGAAGGAGAAUACGGAACGCUCUACUUUGUCGCUUAUCUCAGUGGACGACCUGAAUUCGGAUGCGAAGAACCCAUUCCCGCCAUGUCCGCGACGUGCGACGGCAAUGGCACUCUCGCCAUUAUUGAACACCCCGAUGACAAUCACGAUUGCAACGUCACGGACAACAAGCUCGUGUGUGGACGAAUGAUCAAGGCACACAUCUUACUCAGGUGUUCCACCAUUGGCAUGGCCAAUCGACAAGACUUGGUCUUGAAUGUUACAUUGCCCGAAGCGGACCUGAACUGCGAUGCCUGCAUUGACGAAGACUGCGAGAUUAUUCGAUCCGACUUGACGGGAGAAUCCUACAAUCGUCUCUUUGUCUUUACGGGAUGCGACGAAGACUUUUAUAACAUUGUCACCGACGAGUGUUCGGGAAUUAAACGACUCGAUCUCAAGGGCAAUACAUUCUGUGAAACCUUUACGGGAUGUCGCGUCCCAGCGCCAGGAGGCAUGUGUUCGCUCAAUCUCAAUGCUACGGAUGUACAGGCGACGGCGCCCCUUUUACCGGAAGGACAUCGAUGCAUCUAUCCGUUUGGAUAUGGUAGUACGGAUGCACCCACCACUGGGGCGCCGUCGCAAGCACCCAGUCUAAACCCCAGUGAUGCAUCACGAGGUAUCUUUUUUGAUUUCUCGCCCUUCCCAUCGACAAACCCCAGUGAAAUGCCCAGUUGGGCGCCUUCUGUGAGUAGCGCACCCAGUCAAGUUCCGUCGCUCAGUAGUAGUCCCAGCGAAAUGCCAUCCACACAGUAAAAAGCACAAACAAGCAUGCAACAGCACCAAAUACGAAUCACACAAUAGGAAACACUACACGCUUUUUUAAAAGUCAGAAUGUAACUUUAGGAACUUUAUUCAUUACAUAGUACCAUUUCAUACACAUGCC
Molecule: messenger RNA, 1765 nt
Organism: Seminavis robusta
Lineage: Eukaryota; Bacillariophyta; Bacillariophyceae; Naviculales; Naviculaceae
Source: the annotation of a GenBank genome assembly